Molecule: messenger RNA, 1785 nt
Organism: Vanderwaltozyma polyspora DSM 70294
Lineage: Eukaryota; Fungi; Ascomycota; Saccharomycetes; Saccharomycetales; Saccharomycetaceae
Gene: TPN1
Product: Tpn1p
Exons: 1
Coding region: 1-1785 (594 amino acids)
Biological process (GO): transmembrane transport
Cellular component (GO): plasma membrane; fungal-type vacuole membrane
Molecular function (GO): transmembrane transporter activity
Source: RefSeq, a predicted model, not a curated record
AUGGAACAGUUUGAGAAAUCUAUGGGGAUAGAAUCAUCCUCAGAAGCCAAUGGGUUUAUAUCCUUGGAAAAAAAAGUGGAAACUGAAGUACAAGAAGUAACUAUUGAACAAUCAGCUACUGCUAGCCCAAAUGAAAAUGAUGAUGGAUUUACUAAUAGCAGAUUCUUCAAAACUAUAACCAAACUAUCGAAUAAGUUAGAUUCUUUAGGUGUCGAAUCUAAUGGUAUCGAUAGAGUUUCGCCUGAUGAAAGAGGUAGUCGUGGAAGACAACUUUUACAUGUUUCUGGUUUAUGGUUAAGUGCCACAGGUGGGUUAUCUUCAAUGUCAACAUUCCUACUAGGUCCACUACUUUUUGAAUUGACAUUAAAGCAGUCAUUGAUAUCUGGUUUGAUUUCAAUGUUUAUAGGUUGCUUAGUAGCUGCGUAUUGUUCGAUUAUGGGUCCACAAUCUGGAUGUAGACAGAUGGUUACAGCUAGAUUUUUAUUUGGAUGGUGGUUUGUGAAAUUUGUUGCAUUAGCUGCAAUUACAGGUGUCAUGGGUUGGUCUGUUGUCAAUUCAGUUGUUGGAGGUGAAAUGUUAGCAUCUAUUUCAAAUGAUAAAGUUCCAUUAUGGAUCGGCGUCGUCAUAGUUACAAUAUGUUCAUUUUUAGUUGCGACAUUUGGUAUUAAACAAGUUUUAAAGGUUGAAACAUAUUUUGCAGUACCUGUUCUUACAUGCUUCUUACUAUUAUAUAUCAGUGCCAGUGAUAAGUUCUAUAUGUUAAAUGAUAUCGACAACAGUGAGGUUGAUCGUAGUACAAUCAAAGGUAAUUGGUUAAGUUUCUUUUCAUUAUGUUAUUCAGUUACUUCUACAUGGGGGUCGAUUGCUGCAGAUUAUUAUAUUCUAUUCCCAGAAGAUGCUCCUAAUUAUCAAGUAUUUUUACUUACAUUCCUUGGUAUAUUUUUGCCUACUUUAUUUGUGAGUGUAUUAGGUAUGCUGUUAGCUACUGUUGCUGCUACAUACAAACCAUGGCACGAUAUGUAUGAUAAAUAUGGAAUGGGUGGAUUAUUACAUGCUGGAUUUGAGAGAUGGAAUGGAUUUGGUAAAUUUUGUGUUGUUGUUUUAAUUUUGAGUUUAAUUUCUAAUAAUAUUGUGAAUACUUAUUCAGCUGCAUUUUCUAUUCAAUUAUCGAGCGUUCACUUGGCACGCAUUCCACGUUGGAUUUGGUGUAUUUGCUGUACUGUUGUUUAUUUAGUAUGCGCGUUAGUUGGUCGUAACCAUUUCAGUACGAUUUUGAGUAAUUUCUUACCAAUGAUCGGUUAUUGGAUUUCAAUGUAUUUUAUCAUAUUAUUCGAAGAGAAUGAAAUAUUCAGAAGACACUAUUUAAAAUUGUACACUAAAGAAUUCCCAAAUGAAGAUAGUACAAAAGUAGAAGAUAGAGAGACAAGGGAUACGCUAUCAUUGACUGGAGAUUCAGUCAUUGGAGGCGCUAAAGAAGAGAGUUCACAACAUGCAUACACUAGUAUCCAUGAAUUGAAAAGAAGACACAGAAGUACUAGACACCGAUACAAUUGGGCAGCAUGGGAUGAUAAUGAAGUACUGACCCACGGUUAUGCUGCGACAGCUGCAUUUUUAAUAGGUGUAGCAGGGGUUGUCAUUGGUAUGGCGCAAACGUAUUGGAUUGGACCUAUUGCAAGAAAGAUAGGGGAAUUCGGAGGAGAUUUAGGGAUGUGGCUCAGUAUGGGAUUCUCUGGAUUGGCGUAUCCGCCUUUACGUUAUUGGGAGUUACGUAGGUAUGGUCGUUAA